Molecule: messenger RNA, 1205 nt
Organism: Rubroshorea leprosula
Lineage: Eukaryota; Viridiplantae; Streptophyta; Magnoliopsida; Malvales; Dipterocarpaceae
Source: the annotation of a GenBank genome assembly
CGUUCACGCUUUUUAGCAGUCCCGUUCUUCGUCCUUAAACUUCUGUCCUCUUUUCUUCCAAAUCUCUGGAGCUAAGAAAAUAUGGCGACAAUCUCUCAAUUUAAUCUAUCUACAUGGAUGAGUUUCUCAUGUUCUACUCCAAAACAGCACAGGUUAUGCAUAAAACCGGUGUUUCGGGCUUUGAAUUCGAUCAAAGCAACUCGGAAUCCGGUGGAGAAACUUCAAGUUUGGUCCCAAGAGUCCGUCCUCGGGAGACCCGUGUUCCGGCUCCGUGCCGUGGAGCAUGACGAGGAGCCGAUAAAUGAGGUGGCAGCGGCGGCAGUGGCAGUGGCAGAGGAGGUGAAGCCUGAAAAGGAUUCGGAGAUUGAGAGCUUGAAGAGGGAUUUGGUGGAUUCCUUCAAUGGGACUGAUCGUGGGUUGAGUGCUACCAGUGAGAUCAGAGCAGAGAUUGUGGAACUUAUCACUCAACUCGAGGCCAAGAACCCGACUCCAGCACCAACUGAGGCCUUGACUCUGCUGAAUGGGAAAUGGAUUCUCACGUAUACAUCAUUUCCGGGUCUGUUCCCCUUGUUGUCUAGGGGUCCGGUGUUGGCAAAGGUGGAGGAAAUAUCACAAACCAUUGAUGCUGAAAAUUUCACAGUGCAAAACUCUGUUCUUCUAUCUGGACCAUUGGCUACCAGCUCCAUAACUACCAACGCCAAAUUCGAAAUCAGAAGCCCGAAGCGAGUACAGAUCAAAUUUGAAGAAAGCAUAAUUGGAACUCCCCAGCUGACAGACUCCAUAGUUUUCCCAGAAAGUGUGGAGUUUCUGGGACAAAAGUUUGAUCUCAGUCCCUUGAAAGGCUUAAUCACUUCUGUGCAAGACACAGCUUCAUCACUAGCAAAUACUAUUUCCAGCCAACCGCCAAUUAAGUUCUCUAUCUCAAACAGCAAUGCUGAAUCUUGGCUACUAACCACCUACCUCGAUGAAGAUCUUCGAAUUUCAAGGGGUGAUGUUGGGAGUGUCUUUGUGCUCCUCAAAGAGGGUAGCUCGCUCUUGACACCAUGAAAACAAAACUGCAUCAUGAACUCUUAAGAUUUUGAAUUUUCUUGUUUUUAUCCCUUUUUUGUUCUCUACUUUGCAUCAAGGAAACCCAAUGAGGAAUUCUUGCAUUGAUAAAUAAAUAUUUUGUGGUUAUGAAUUUCAAAUUAAGGUACGUUGUGAGU